AUGGCCACCCCGGUGGUUUUGAUUAUCGGGUGUGGAAUUGCUGGUCCUGUUCUUGCAAUAUUUUACCAGCGCAAGGGGUACCAUGCGAUUGUGUUUGAGAAAGUGAAGACGCUGGGAGAUGCGGGAGCGAUGAAGGUUCUGAACCUGAUUGGCCUCGCCGAUGAAGUUGCCAAAGAAUCGCUGCCCCUAACCGGCUUUUGGGACGGCGUCUCCUCCGGGGAGACCUUGGGUCAUUCAGGGCUUCCCGCGGCCUUCAGAGCCACGUACGGACAGCCAGCAGCGGGGAUCAAACGGACCUCGAUCAGUUUAAUGCUGAAAAAGCGACUGCGGGAGAUGGACAUCGAACUCCGCGAGGGGUGGAAAUUGGAGGCGAUCCAGGAGAAUGAGGAUUCGGUCACGGCGAUCUUCGACGGCGGGCGCACGGUAACCGGUUCGUUCCUCAUCGGCUGCGAUGGCAUCAAGGCAGCCUCCCGGAGGGUCAUGCAGGAGAUGCAAGGCAUCCGCACCGGUCUGCCGACCUUCACGGGCCUGGCGCAGGUGGCGGGCGUCUCGCCCACGCCGGAGUCGCUGGACGCCUUCCGACGCGGCAGCCUCUGUAACUGGUACGGAGACGGCAAACACAUCAUCGCGUAUCCCAUAUCGACCCGUCUUACCUCCUGGGCCGUCACACUCCCCCAGACGCGGGCACACGAAGAGACGUGGCGUCUGUCCGAUCCAGCGGACAUCGAAGCGCAGCGUGAGACGUUGGCAUCCGAGCUGAGUGGUUUUGAGCCGACCGUGGUGGACCUAAUCAAGACAGCCACCCGGAUUAUCAAGUUCGGCCUUUUUGAUCGGGAGGAAUUAAGCCCCGAGCAGUGGCAUUCCAAGCGCUGUGUGUUGGUCGGCGAUGCCGCCCAUCCCACGACUCCUCACCUGGGCCAGGGCGCGAACCAGGCUUUGGAGGACUGCUACCACCUGAUGCAAUACAUGCCAUGCAUCGAGUCAGGAGGUGUGGACGACGCGGAGAAGUUGAAAUCCUUUGGCGCAGAUCUCCCGAGCCUCUUUCAGGCUUACGCAGAAAGACGCCAACCUCGUACAUCGGCGUUGGUGAAGGAAGCUCGCGCUCAAGGAGAUAGGCGUGUCGUGGCCACUCCGACACGGUGUAAAGAACGUGAUGCAGUGAUUGCUGCAGCAUGGAGCGAUCCCAACGCGAUCAGGGCCAAGUACGAAAGAUUGCUGAAAGAGCCGUUUUAG
Molecule: messenger RNA, 1233 nt
Organism: Aspergillus bombycis
Lineage: Eukaryota; Fungi; Ascomycota; Eurotiomycetes; Eurotiales; Aspergillaceae
Product: FAD-dependent oxidoreductase
Exons: 3
Coding region: 1-1233 (410 amino acids)
Molecular function (GO): FAD binding; monooxygenase activity
Source: RefSeq, a predicted model, not a curated record